Molecule: messenger RNA, 4617 nt
Organism: Pangasianodon hypophthalmus (striped catfish)
Lineage: Eukaryota; Metazoa; Chordata; Actinopteri; Siluriformes; Pangasiidae
Gene: acsl1b
Product: acyl-CoA synthetase long chain family member 1b
Exons: 22
Coding region: 455-2548 (697 amino acids)
Biological process (GO): long-chain fatty acid metabolic process; long-chain fatty-acyl-CoA biosynthetic process; very long-chain fatty acid metabolic process
Cellular component (GO): endoplasmic reticulum; membrane
Molecular function (GO): arachidonate-CoA ligase activity
Source: RefSeq, a predicted model, not a curated record
GACUUACCAGUAGAAUGGUCAAGAAUUGAGGUGGAAAGUAGUCAAGCAGCUUGUUGUCUUGUAGGCCUGACUUAUCCUUUAACAGAAUCGUUAAUCAUAGAUCUUUGAAGUUUGUUAUCCAUGGAGCCCCAAUAUACUGGCUGACAUGGCGCAUUUCAAAGGCAGCUCAUUCGUUUAGACAGAGGAAGGGGCAGGUCUGAGUCUGACCUUCGGAUUUGCAUUGUCUACUGCAGUAACACAUAAACUCAGCCGCGGUCAUGCUGACAGAUGUCAGUUAAUGCUACCUGACUCUGCUCAGCCUGUUCAGGACUCUGCAACCUCAAAUUGCUCGUGACUCAGUUUUGUACUGUAUAAUUCAUCUCCAAUAAUUCAGUAUACUGGUUCACACUGAGGUGUGAGAAUUCUGCCAGUGCAACCCAAGGUUUUUGGGUCAAAGAUCCAUUAACAGAGAGACAUGCAGGCCCAGGAGCUGUUGAAGCGGCUGCGUGUGCCUGAGCUGGCAGAGGUGAGGGAUUACCUCCGCAGCCUGUCCACCGGCACGCUUGUGGGCAUGGGAGCCUUCGCCGCACUCACCACCUACUGGUACACCACUCGACCAAAAGCCCUCAAACCACCUUGUGACCUGCGCAUGCAGUCCGCCGAGGUGCCGGGAGGAGAGUUUGCCCGCAGGUCAGUGUUAGUGGAUGCUGACACGCUUUUGUCUUUUUACUAUGAUGAUGCUACAACAGUGUAUGAGGUCUUUACCAGGGGCUUAAGGGUAUCAAAUAAUGGUCCUUGCUUAGGGUCCAGAAAGCCAAAGCAGCCGUAUGAGUGGCUGUCCUAUUCAGAGGUUGCAGAGAGAGCUGAGUGCUUGGGCUCUGCGCUGCUCCACAAAGGUCACUCCAAAACCAAAGACCAGUACAUCGGCAUCUUUGCUCAGAACAGACCCGAGUGGACCAUCUCGGAGCUGGCUUGCUACACAUACUCUCUGGUGUCAGUGCCUCUUUAUGACACACUGGGGACUGAGGCCAUUGAUUACAUCAUCAGCAAGACCGGAAUCUCCACGGUGGUGUGUGAUGUACCGGCGAAGGCUCGUCUGCUGCUGGGCUGCGUGGCUGGCAGACAGCACUCACUGAAAACCCUGAUCCUGAUGGAGGCGUUCGACUCGGAGCUGGUGGCUGAAGCACAGAAAUGUGGUGUGGAAAUAAUUAGCCUGAUAGAUGCAGAGGCUCUUGGAAAAGCCCAUCGGCAGCAGCCUGCACCUCCUAAGCCUGAUGACAUGGCUAUUAUUUGCUUUACUAGUGGAACCACAGGAAACCCAAAAGGGGCGAUGCUCACCCACAGAAACAUUGUGUCCAACAUUUCUGGGUUUACCAAGAUAACAGAGACCAGCUGUCCUUUGAGUCCCAGCGACGUGCACAUCUCUUACCUGCCUCUUGCACACAUGUUUGAGCGAGUAGUGCAGGGUGUGAUGCUGGUUCACGGGGCUCGCAUCGGCUAUUUCAAGGGAGAUAUCCGCUGUCUCAUGGAUGACCUUAUGACGCUCCGGCCAACUGUCUUUCCUGUUGUGCCACGUCUACUCAACCGAAUGUGCGAUAAGAUCUUUGGGCAGGCCAACACUCCUCUGAAGAAGUGGAUCGUAGAAUUCGCCUUCCGGAGGAAAGAGGCUGAGAUGAUGAGUGGCAUUAUGAGGAGAAACAGCCUAUGGGACAAACUCAUCUUUAAGAAAGUCCAGGCCAGUGUCGGAGGCAAGGUGCGCUUGAUGCUGACUGGUGCUGCUCCUGUCUCUGCUCCUGUGCUGACUUUCCUGCGUGCAGCUCUGGGAUGCCAGUUUUAUGAAGGCUAUGGCCAGACCGAGUGCACAGCCGGCUGCACCGUCACGUUAUCAGGAGACUGGUCAGCAGGUCACGUCGGACCUCCUCUGCCAUGUAACAUUAUGAAACUGGUGGAUGUCGCUGAGAUGAAUUAUCUGGCUGUGAAUGGAGAAGGAGAGGUGUGUGUGAAGGGACCCAAUGUGUUUAAGGGAUAUCUGAAAGACCCGGAGAAGACCGAGGAGGCCAUUGACCAGGAUGGCUGGCUCCACACAGGAGACAUCGGCAGGUGGCUCCCGGACGGCACUCUGAAGAUUGUGGACCGUAAGAAGCACAUCUUUAAGCUGGCUCAAGGAGAGUACAUUGCCCCGGAGAAGAUUGAGAACAUUUACAUCCGGAGUGAAGCUGUGGCUCAGGCUUUUGUGCAUGGAGACAGCCUGCAGGCCUCCCUGGUUGCCAUCAUUGUGCCUGACCCGGACUUCCUGCCUGGCUGGGCCAAUAAAAGAGGAUUUCACGGCUCGUAUGAGGAACUCUGCAGAAGCAAGGAAGUGAAAAGUGCUAUAUUGGAGGACAUUGUUAAAUUGGGCAAAGAAAGUGGACUGAAGUCUUUCGAACAGGUGAAGGAUAUCGCUCUGCACACAGAGAUGUUCUCGAUCCAGAACGGCCUCCUGACUCCAACACUUAAAGCCAAGCGUGCUGAGCUCCGGAACCAUUUCAGGCAGCAGAUCGAUCAGCUCUACUCCAACAUCCACAUGUGAAAAUGAUUCCAGACCAGAUAUGAAGGAAUGCCGACGUAUAACGCUAACUGUCCCCCCCAAUAGUUUUACUUAUAGUUAGCUACAUAGUGACUUUUGGGUGAAGUGUUCCUUUAAAAAAGCAAUCUUCCAUACGGAACUGUGCCUUAUCCACACAAAAUAUCUACUUUCAUAUAUGCAUUGUAAUGAAGAGAACACCUCAUCACACUUUUUUACCCUUCAGGACUUUAAACCUCAGGGCUGAUAUUUCAGACGCCCUCUGUAUGCUGCAAUAGAUCCAGAGUGGGAAGCUUUUAAUACUUGCUGAUGCCAAUUUACCCAAGAGACCUGGCGUGACCUUAGGCUUUUGGGGGAAAAAAAAGCUUUACUUUUUUCAAAAUAGUUGCCAAAGAGGCUGCUUGAGUGCUAGACUGUUCCAGUACAGAGGCUUACCUCCUGCCAUAUAUAGGUUCAGCUUGAUUUCAGAGAGAUAAGUAGAGAUCUGUCACUUCUUUUUUUUAGAUAGCACAACUAACAUAUAAGAGAAACGCAGUCAAGAUGGCAUCUCGUAGCUACAUAUUAAAUGAAACCAAGGGCCGUAAAUUAACAUUGCGAAAAUGUACAACUUACCAUUUUUAAUGGUUGCGCUGCCAGGCUUUAGCAAUCACUUAUACCAACCUAUAAAUAAAUACUUUUUCGUCAGCUCUCUGCUUAGUUCACUUUGUCAGUGUGACUCUUAACUUGGAUGUCCAUUUUUAUUACAGUUUUAGAUAAUCUAAUUCAACGUAUCUUGUGAAAAGAAGACAUUUCACCUAUUUACCUUCUGAAAGGAAUACUCUGUGUUUAAAAAAAAAAAUAAUAAUAAUCUGUAUCUACUGCACCUGUAGCAUAUAUGCGCUUAUCACAGAUGAGAAUUUUGACAAUUUCCCAGUGCAGCUGAGAAUAUAACAGAAAACCUCUUUAUAAUGGAAGUCUAAGGGCAGUUGUUGAAUUCUGUCAAUAAAUAUAUGAUAUGGGCUACUGAAUAAUGCAGUAUACUUUGAAACGUAGUACUUUCUAUGCAAGGACAGCAUUCAUAGAUAUAGAGGCUAAUUUAGAGACAACAGCCCUUAGACUUGAAUUACAAGUGAGGUUUGAGUAAAUGUUACUUCUGUUCUUUUCUCAGUACAGGUAAACUUUAAAUUGAAAGUCUUACCACUACAUAUGCUGUAGAAAGAGAUUAGGUUGAAAAGUCCUCGAGUAUUCCUUUAAUUCAAGCUGAAAAAGGAUAGUUCCAGACUGUAAAGGAGGAGGUACUCUGCACUUGACUGUGUAGUGUCACAUUCUGUCACUCGGGCCGGCCGCUAAGGUGAUGAAGCCAUUAAGCUUUGUCUUUUAUAUUUGCAAUAUGUACCUACAUAGCCAUAUGAUCAUACACUAUUUAUAUAAACUGUGUGGUGAUUUUUAUGUUCUUUGCUGCUUGAUUUCAAGAAGGAUCCUUAGCAUGCAUUCCCUAGGCCAUAGCAAAACAUCCCUGAGGCUCAAUAUUGACUAUUUAUAUGGUUUCAUUUGUGUUAAUAAUAAUAAUGUGUUGAUAUUGAAUUUUUUGGUGUUUUAUAUGUGCCUGAUAUGAAAUUAAUCAAAUUGUGUUGAAAUGUAUUUCUAGGUUCACUGUAGUUUUAAACUUGUUUGCCUGGUUUGAUUGAUUUAUUGGAAUGUACGUAGUGCUAAAGCUAUUUUAACUGACCUUGUCUUCUUGUACAGUAAUGCCUUCCAACACCUUUAUCUGUAAAUCAGACAUCAAAAAACCUUUGUGCUCAUGUUCCUGGUCUGUGAAGGGUUUUGUUCAAAGCCUGAUCUUGUUAAUUGAGCAAGAUGAUGUCCAUUGCAUCACAGUGUGUGUUUGUGUGUGUUUGUGUGUGGGAAUACAUCUCACAAUAUCCAAAUGGAAUUAUUCAAAUGAACAUAUUGCUUUGUCAUGUAUAUUAAUGCAAGCCACUGAUGAUGUGUGUAUGUAAGUAUGAAAGAUGGACAUUGCUGAAAUUAAAUGUGAAUAACUGUAGUAAAGUCUCAUUGACUGACAGCAAAAUUAAACAGAGCUAAUUGGAGAAGAA